GGUGGGCAUUGCAUCGUUCUGUGUCGUGAGGAAUUUGCUGUGCUACGUACAUUAAAAAAAAAAUAAUUUGGUUUAAAGUAAUAACAUGAGAAGAUACAUAGGAAGAGAUUCAGCCGUUUCCAGUUGAGAACUCAAAACCACCGCCUUCGUUCGGUCCGGACGAAAAUAAAAAUUCUGCAUCUCUCUCUCUCCCCCGCUCUUCCCUUAAACUAUCUCUUGGGGACAGCCACACCCAGUAGUGUUUUUCCCACGCACACACGCACGCACGGCAUGCCCACAACGUAAUUUUUCGCGUGCUGUGAUUAGUUGUGGCAGCGUCCUCCUUGUCCUUUGACGGGCUUAGUCCUGAUCGGAGGACUGUUGGUCACGGCAGGUGUUCGAUGAAAUGUCUCUGACAAUGCUUUGUUGAUAUUUUGGAUCACGCGUGGAAUUGUCCCGGCACCGGACGGAGCUAAAGCGAUUAGCUAUAGAUUUCCAAGCUUUUCGACUCGAUUUUGAGUGGUCGCGGAAGCGGUUUUCACGGUAUCCAUGGCUUAUAGAGGUCGCGGCCGAGGGAGAUUUGGCGGUGGUAGAACCUUUGCCAAGCAAGAGCCUUUUGAGCUUUUCCCAGAUGUCGAGUUACCUCUAGUGCGAGAUGUGUCUAAGGAGGAAAGGGCACUUGUAGUUUGGAGUUCGAGGUUACAAAAUUACUGGAAAUCGUCUCCUUAUUACCUCAAAGAGACCAAUUCAAGCAUGAGCCAAAGCAUCGAUAUAGAGAGGUUCUCCGACCAGGAAAAGAUGAAGGCCAAGCCGACACGUGAUUCUUUCAUGCAAUUCCUAGAGGCUAAUGCUUCUAAUUUCCCCAGAGAACUUGUAGCAGAUUCUAGAGAGGAGCGGAGGAGAAAGAGGAAAAGGGUGCAGUGGAACCAGGAGUCAGGCUUGCAGAAGCUAGAUCUCUUUGAGAAGCUUGAGCAGAAGUAUCAGGGCCAAGAAGAGAAAGGUGAAAAGGAAAAGAAAGAAGGUGAAGAAGAAGAGCCAGAUGAUGGAGUGGAGGAGGCUGAUGAAGAAUUUAGUGAUGAUGGGGAUUACAACCAGAAUGUGGACUUUGAUGAUGAUGAAGACGAUUUCAACAUGGCAGAUGACAAUGACGAUGAAGGCACUUUCUAGUGACUCUUUCAAGAACGAGUUUCGGCCCGCCCUUCUCAAUUAUGCUACUAUGCACUAUCAAGAUCAAGAAAUCCUAACUUGGCAUUCGCACGGCCUUUUUGGAUAUAAGAAGAACACGGCCUGUGCAUACAAUGUUCCAUAGGAGAUACGCAGCAGCAAGUCAGCCAGCAGCAUCGAUCAUGCGAUUCUUUUUGUUCUCGACAUUACUUUCUUAUAUUUUGACUUCCCUUGUAUGGACUUUUGCACUUUCACGUUCUAAGACUUGGAGGACAUGGUACAAGCUCGUUUAUGCCAGUGUUCAUCAAAUGUUCUUGUCGCCAAUGCCAUGACCACAAUCCACAUUCUUGAAUCACGUUUAUUUCUGAA
Molecule: messenger RNA, 1512 nt
Organism: Eucalyptus grandis
Lineage: Eukaryota; Viridiplantae; Streptophyta; Magnoliopsida; Myrtales; Myrtaceae
Product: DNA-directed RNA polymerase III subunit rpc31
Exons: 9
Coding region: 529-1146 (205 amino acids)
Biological process (GO): transcription by RNA polymerase III
Cellular component (GO): RNA polymerase III complex
Source: RefSeq, a predicted model, not a curated record